Myripristis murdjan (pinecone soldierfish) is the source of this 5091-nucleotide messenger RNA. RefSeq lists its product as uncharacterized. Gene Ontology annotation, molecular function: lipid binding. The transcript is spliced from 36 exons. Gene Ontology annotation, biological process: lipid transport; lipoprotein metabolic process. The coding region runs from base 166 to 4329 and encodes 1387 amino acids. Gene Ontology annotation, cellular component: membrane; extracellular region. The record is from RefSeq and is a predicted model, not a curated record. Lineage: Eukaryota; Metazoa; Chordata; Actinopteri; Holocentriformes; Holocentridae.
CGCCAAGCUGGGAGAGGAGCUGCGACUUGUGGAUCCUGUCAAUCAUCUCGACACACUGACGGACAAAUCAAUAAACCUCCAUCGGAUUAAUGUGAACUCUUCUCCUGUGGAAACUGCAGAUUUAAUGCAAUAAUCAAACAAUAAACCGGGAUUGUUGGAUUAAACAUGAAGGGAGAUCCAAAUCUUGAGCGUCAGGAGGCGGCGGGCGGACAAACAGACACUCCGUUUGGAGAAAGGCGACCGAGCAUUGUGAAAUUACAAGGAGUGCUAAAGAGAGUUUCCCAAAGCCCUUUCCAUCAUCAGUACAGGACUCUUGUUUCAUCAGCCUCUGAUUCCAGUGGAUCAUCUUUGAACGAGUCUCGCAACAAGCAGAACGGUGAGUGUUGUGACCAAUCAUCUACACCGGCGAACAUGCCCGGCGACCAUCUGGACCAGCAUAGGAAUGGAUUAAAGACAAAGGAUAACCAUCUCCUCCCUGCUGCCAACCAGAACGGAGUGAUGGAUCCGGGAACAUCAAAUCUGUUCCAUCCGAGCCCUCAGAAUGGAGUCAAUGGAGGUUUGGCCAGAGUGAACCCUUUUUAUAAAUAUUUUACGGAGACCAGCGGUAAACUUCCUGACAUGGAGAAUACAGAGACGGAAACUUCAGAAGACCCAAGCCUCAAUGCUAUCUUUGCUCCUCCACCUGAAUUCCAAAGUUCACCUCUGGAUUUUGAACCACAAAUUCAGACUUUUGAAAACAACACAGCCAACUCACCAGAACCCCAAAGGGACCUGUUCCAGGCCUUUACCCACAGUCAAACGCAAGACCUCUUCCGAACCUCAACAACGCCCCAGAGCUUGCCUGUGAAUGGUAGUCUUUUUCAUGAUGAAGCCCUGGACUCACCACAGAAUCCCUUCAAAACUUUGCAGUCAAAUACCGCUGACACAGGCAAGGUCAAAGGAGAGGACCUUUUCCGGGCUCCUAAUGAUUUAAUCCAUGCAACACCUGCUAAGGAAGGGAGUCUCUUUGGGACAUUACCCAAUCAUUUUCUGGACCCAUUCAAAUCUCCCUCAAACAAGGAGGAUCUAUUCCAGUCACCACAUUUUAAUGAGGUGAACCCAUUCCAUACCCCAUCAACAGAGGAAGUGGAUUUCUUUCAAGCCAUCCCAGCUGAAGGGGGGUACCUUUUCCAGACUAAGGAAAAUGAUCUUGUCCAAAGUCCCUUCAGUGAGGAAAAAGACCUUUUUGACAUGUCUUCUAAGGGAAAAACAGAUCUGUUUUCACCUUCAUUUACAGAUGAACCAUUCCAAAACAGCGCCAGUGUGUUUGACCCCUUUGGUACUACUCCAUCUCAACAAAGUGACCCUUUCCAAGACUUUUCAAAUGGUACCCCAGACAUUUUUCACCCUUUUCCCUCAAAGAUCAGUGGUUCUGAUUUCUCCCCAGCUGCCAACAGCAACAAUAUUUUUAAAUCAACCCCCAUCAACACAGUGUUAGAGGCCACAAACUCUACACCUUCAUUCUACAGUCCACCAGAAAUGAAGUCGGGCAUACUGGCUUCCUCCUCCUUGGUUGAUAAGUCUUCAGAUCUUGUCAAUGCAACGCCUCCACCUACUCACCGAAUCCACUCAGCCUCCUGUGACAUGCCACAGGAGAUUGUGUUGACCACUCCUCAUGGAUCCAAACAUGGCAUCCUCCAGCCUACUCCUUUCAUCCAGGCCAGGGCUUUGGUCCAGUCACCCAAUGAACAGUCACCCACUGAACAGUCACCACCUGAGCUGACACCAGUGGGCAUGUUCAAACGUGCUCCAAAGCCGCUACCUCGAAGUAGACCACCCAGGCCACCAAAGCCACCCAAGCCUCCAAACAACACUGAGCCUCAACUCACUACUCCAGAAACUCCUCCGAAACCACCCCCCAAACCGCUUCCAAAACCAGUUCCUCGCAGCAGGCACGCUGUUCAGGAGAGCAAACCAGUGGAAGCUGAAAGUUAUGCUGUAUUUGAAGACAUUCUUCUUAUUGGACAGGAAAAGUGUGUGGAAGACUGGCCUGAGGAUAGUCCUCAGCUUGACCCUGACUUCAAACCAUCUGGUAAAUUUAGACUACGGCGGGAAUCCUUGAAGGUGAGGAUGGACUCUGACGGAGGAAGUGGAGAGGAUCAAGAUGGCUCUUGGAAGAAAAAGGAAAAGAAGUUCAAAGUCACCCUACGUUCCAGAAGAGGAUCCAAGGAGAAACAUGAAUCAAAGGUUGCGGGUGACAGCAGAACACUUCCUAGGACUUCGAAGGAUGGUUUUCCAGACACCCACUUUCUCUCUGGGGGAGAGCAUGAAGGUGAAGACCACAAUGACAUGUACUACAAACAAAAGAAACCCCUGAAGACCAAAGUUACCCAGAUCCUUCGAAGAGCUUCCGUUGCUUCCUCUGUCCAUGAAACGAAGCAAAUGAACGGAGACGCAUCUCACUGGUUAAAGGAUGAUGAUCUCUGUAAGCAGAAGGCCAACAGGAAGGAGUCCACCGAACGCCGAUGGUCAGAGGGUGCAGUUUUAGAUGGCAACUCUGGAGGAGAAGAAGACAUAGAGGAAGAGGAUGAAGAGGAGGAGGAGGAGGAAGCCAGGCAUGAGGAAGCAGGCAACCAUAGACUUAAGUCAAAAAAGAAGGUGAAAAUCAAGUUUGUGCCACACAGAGGAUUUGCCAUCAGUGUAGAAAAGACCCACGAGGAACUGAAGGGCACACAGGACCAUACACCUCGGAGAGGAUCCAAGGAGAAACCUGAAGAUGAAGUUCACGGUGCACAUGGCUACACACCUCACAAGAAGUCCCAGCAUGCUUUCAUGGGCGACGACUGCUCGCAAAAAGGAAUGGACCAGGUGCGGCCUGGACGACCUGGAGAGGAAGAUCACUAUGGCAUGGAAGACUGCAAACCUAAGAAACCAGCAAAGGUGAAACUGCUGCACGUGGGUCGUCUCAAAUCGAAGGACGAGAUGUUUGAUGACUUCACUCCUCAGAAGAGCAGCGUUUCAGCAGGAGAGAUGGACGAUGAAUUCCCAAAUUGCAUGGAGGACUGCAAACCGAAGAGCUCCAAAUAUAAAGGGUCUCGUCACAUGCAUCCCAAAAACAAGAUAGCCCAUGAUCCCGUCCUGUACGAGAGCUCACACAUCGGACUGAACCACCAAACACCCCGACGGACAUCCGACCAGGGAGUGUUUGAUGAUGAUGAUGAUGAUGCUCCUCAAAAAGGAGCAGACCUCUGGAAUCCUGCAGAGCCACAUAAAUAUGAAGAUGAUGAGAUAGAAGACCUCAAACUGCAGAAGAAGCCAGCGAAACUCAAAGGCCUCAAGAAAUACAAAGACAAGAGAGAGGCUAUGACACUGGACGAUGAAAAUCCACCAGGAGCGACGUCGAGCAACUACUACCUGUCUGAGGCAGCUGAGGCGGAGUGGCUGGCAGCACAGAGGGAUGAGCGUCUUGCAUCUGGUUGGGAGGAGAGCGAAGAGGAAGGGGACACGGACAGCUUGAUGGAGUGGUGGAACACCGUGGAGCAAUGGGAUGAGGUGCCCUCUGAUGAUGAAGACAAGGCCUUAAAAGAGGACGAGAGCAAGUCCUUCACCAUCUUGGCGGAGAAGGUUCACCUCGGCCUACGCGUCUUCAACAAGGUCUUCACCGAGCGCGCUGAGGUCCUCUGGCAGUACAUCAUCAUGCUUCACGCCUUCGCUGACGACAUCAGCGAAUUCCACCAGAAGGCCAAGAUUGCCAACAUCACCGGCAGCACCACCACGGCCGUCGGGGGUGUGACGGCCAUCGCCGGUCUGGCUCUGGCUCCCAUCACCUUCGGCGCGUCUCUCAUUGUUACCGCCGUCGGUGUGGGUGUUGCAGCGGCGGGUGGGAUUACUACAGCAUCAGCGACCAUCUCGGACAACGUUAACAAUAUGCACGAUCGGAAAAAGGCGGAGGACGUACUGCAGAACUAUGAGACUCAUCUGGUGGACAUCAGCAAGAUCCUUCACUUUGUCAAUCAGGGCUUAUACAGACUCCGGGGCCAUCCUUUCCUCAGGACGGGCACCCAGCACUACUCCGAGGACUGGGAGAUCCGCAGGGCCGUCCAGAUGAUCAGCCUGGUCGACGUGCCCGUGAUGCGCGCGUGCGAGAUCACCGACGACGCCUUGGUCUCGGUCCAAGGGCUCUUCAAAGGCAUGGAGAAGUACUAUGUCAAAGACUCCCGUGAGCUGAAGAAAGGCUGCAAGAAAGAGGUGGUGGGUCAGAUCAAAGCAGUGGCCAAGGUGCUCAAUGACGGGCUGGUGGAGCUCAAUGACAUCAGGCAGGAGCUGCAGGAUGCAAAUGGAGACUUGUGAACUACAUCUGCCAAGGUCAAACACCAUUCAGGUGAUUUUAUGUUGAACACCAUCGCCCUCUCCUGGCUAAACUGGGGAACUAUCUCUUAAAAGGACUCCAUGCCCCAGUAGGCAUUACAUUAGUUUAUAGGGGGGAAAAAAAUUAAAAAUCCCAGCAUCAGUGUACAAGGCAUAAGUAAGAAACUGUCAUGUGCUCUGCGUUCUGACCACAUCAUCUCAUUUUUAAUAUAGUUCUCAUCUCUGUCAUGUGGGAUUGUGUUGUGCAUACAAAAUGAAAUGGACAUUGCAUUGUUCCUGGGAGUCUCCUUAAUGCUGAUGUAUUUUUUAAAUACCCAAGAAUACCUAAGAGUCACAAAACUCACUCCAAAACAGAAAUGGAGAAAUUGUUGUUUGUUUGCUUUUUAAUCUCAUUGAACAAAAAUAUAUAUACCUGCCACAAUGAAUGUCUGAAUGGCACUAUAGAUUGAUGUUGGAUAUGAAACAUUUUGGGCACAUUUAUUUGUUUAAGUUCUGACUUUUUGCACAAUCCACUGUUACCCUGUGACUUUCCCUCACCAAACACUGGAGACAUUUUUGGUCUUGCCACGUGGCCUGUAUGAGUGUGCGUGUAAAUGUGCGUGACUAAUUGUAAUGUAUUGUUAAUUGUUUUAACAUGAAGAGCUUCUAUCAUAUUCUAUUUAAAAAUACCCCAAUUAAAACACACAUAUUCAGAUGUCAUUGUAUUAAUUAAUUUUGUGAAUAAAAAAUAUUGAACGGUUUCAA